Molecule: messenger RNA, 1804 nt
Organism: Malania oleifera
Lineage: Eukaryota; Viridiplantae; Streptophyta; Magnoliopsida; Santalales; Ximeniaceae
Product: ATP-dependent kinase-like protein notR'
Exons: 11
Coding region: 165-1232 (355 amino acids)
Cellular component (GO): cytoplasm
Molecular function (GO): ATP binding; kinase activity
Source: RefSeq, a predicted model, not a curated record
AAACAUUUGAUAAAUAUUGUGCAAACAUUUGUGUUUUUUUGAAUAAAAAGAUAAAAAUUAUUUUCGUAAAAAACUCCACAUCUCUGCAUCUUCUCUCCCGCUCUUCAUCGGUAGUAGCAUUUUUUCUCUCCGUCCCUCUCCCCUCCUCUCUCUGUGUACAUUAGAUGGAGGUCACUUCGUUCUCAACAACCUCAAGGCGAUACUGCAAUUCUUUCUCAGCAGAGACAUUGCUGCAUAGGAAGACAGGGAAACUUAGGUGGCAUAAAUGUUCUGUGCUGGCAUUCCCAUGUAAAAGAACUGCACAAGCCUUCUUGGGUCGAGCUGAAUCUUAUGUUCCGAAGGAAAAUUCUUUGCAGGUUCUAUGCAGUCAAAGGAAAGAAGUUCCCAGGUUAGAGGGCAGAUGUAUGGAUGAAAUAUACGAUGCCCUGGCUGAACGUCUUAUUCCUACUGGUGCAGUAUCAUCAAAUCCUGAUUCAAAGCAUAUUGUGGGUUUGGUUGGUCCUCCUGGCGCUGGGAAAAGUACUCUAGCUUCUGAAGUAGCCCAGCGUGUAAACAAGUUAUGGCCCCAAAAGGCUUCUUCAUUUGAUUCUCAUCUGGUUGAGCCUCCAGAUGUUGCUACAGUUCUUCCAAUGGAUGGGUUUCAUCUGUAUCGUCAUCAGCUGGAUGCAAUGGAGGACCCAGAGGAAGCCCAUGCAAGAAGGGGAGCUCCAUGGACAUUCGAUCCUGCGCUACUGUUAUCAUGUCUCAACACUUUGAGGAAUCAGGGUUCAGUUUAUGCACCAUCAUUUGACCAUGGUGUUGGAGAUCCAGUGAAAGAUGAUAUAUUUGUGCGGGUUGAACACAAAGUGGUGAUAGUAGAAGGAAAUUAUUUGCUGUUGGAAGAAGAAAUUUGGAAGGAGAUAUCAUGUAUAUUUGAUGAAAAGUGGUUCAUCGAAGUUGACAUUGACAAAGCAAUGCAGCGAGUUUUGAAUAGACAUAUUUCAACGGGAAAACCCCCAGAUAUUGCAAAAUGGCGGGUAAGCUCGACUGUUUUGUACUUCAUAUCAUGUAUUGAAUGGUGUGAAUUCAUCAAGUGUUCAUUGAUCCUCCCAAUUUGGGAAGUCAUGAACUUUUUAAGACUUCAUACUCUGGGAUCCAUUGUGCAGAUAAAGUACAAUGACCGACCCAAUGCAGAGCUCAUAAACAAGUCAAAGAAAAAUGCAGAUCUAGUAAUCAGAUCAAUUGACCUCUGAUGGUAAGCUGUUCUGGAUGGAAACUUCUAUUUAUGCUUUCUGUUCUUUUCCUUAUCACGAAGAUGCAUUCCUGCUAACUGUGAUUAGCAUAGAAAUGUGAACUCAAGAUCAGUUGAGUUGUGGUUCACCCAUCAGUUCGAUGCAAACCUGCUGAAAAUUAUAUUCAUAUUGGCCAUAAAAGUUUAUCCACCACAGCAUUUGUGUGCAUAUGGGUUAACUUAUCCAGGGUUCAUUUUGGCAAAACGAGUAACCCAGAUAUUCUUUUAUGGAAAGGAAUGAGUUGGGUAUGGCUGUUUCUGUCAAAGCUGAGUUCAUGUUUAUCAGUAGAAACCAAAAUGGGUUCUCUGCAGGGAGAAUGUGGCCUAUUUCCUCUUUUGGGUUUUCUCUGUAAAAGAAUCCUUUUCCACCUAGCCCAUGGGCUGUAGUUUGAGUGUCAUAAAAUAUUUUUCAUGUUUGUGAGUAGAAAACAUAAUGGCUCAAGUUUUGAGACCAUAUUGCUCCAAUUAAUUCAAUUGACUGGAGUAUUAUGUGUUGAUUUUUUUUUAUAAAUCAUUGAAACUUUUAGGAUAAAA